This is a messenger RNA of Penicillium brevicompactum, 1065 nucleotides long. RefSeq lists its product as uncharacterized. Bases 1 to 1065 code for a protein of 354 amino acids. Gene Ontology annotation, biological process: intracellular calcium ion homeostasis; calcium ion transmembrane transport. The record is from RefSeq and is a predicted model, not a curated record. Gene Ontology annotation, cellular component: fungal-type vacuole membrane. Lineage: Eukaryota; Fungi; Ascomycota; Eurotiomycetes; Eurotiales; Aspergillaceae. Gene Ontology annotation, molecular function: calcium:proton antiporter activity. The transcript is spliced from 3 exons.
AUGCCUACGCAGGGACUCAACUUCAGCCCCAGCCUACCGGUGAUGAUGCUACUCCCUGUGGCGGGUGCUGCCAAGCUCUUUCACUGGAACGCGACAAUAGUUCUGGUAGUCAAUAUCGUGGCAAUCGUCUUCUUGUCCGAGUCAAUCUCAGUCUCCAGUGACGAGCUCGCUGAGCAUCUGGGGGAGCUGCAGGGUGCAUUGCUCAGCGCUACUUUCGGAAACACAGUCGAGCUAACAGCGGGCAUUCUUGCGUUGGUGCAUGGCGAGAUCGGAUUCGCGCAGUCUGUCAUGGUUGGUAGUAUUCUUUCAGAUAUCCUACUUGUCUUCGGCUGUUGUUUGAUCACUGCAUCCUACAACAAGAACGUGCUACUUUUCAACAGCGCGCUGGCAAAGACACUGUCAUCACUGAUGAUGAUCACAGCCGUGGCACUCCUCCUACCAACAGCUUUGUACUCAACCUUUCCGGUGUCCGAGAUUGACGACAGAGUGCUUUCUUUCUCGCGAGGAACCGCAGUGGUGUUGCUGGCUCUAUACGCAGGCUACCUUUACUUCUACCUCGGCACUCACAAGCAUCUUUUCAUCUCGAAUGAUAGCGAAGCCAGCGACGAUGAAGAUGAGUCAAAGCCCGGACUAAAUCAUACGCCAAGUAUGGCUUCGUCUAUCAUUCGGCUUACGACGGCCGUUGCGGCUACUAUCUUUUGCACGGAACUCCUCAUCGAAAGUACCGGAGACAUGGCACAGGCACUCGGUGUGUCGGAAGUAUUCAUUGCGAUCGUCUUUAUCCCACUUGCAAGUAACAGUACCGAAGGCGUGACUGUGGUUGCAUCGUCUAAAUCCGGGGACACCGACUCUGCGAUUCGGGUGAUUAUCGAUAGUCUCUUGCAGAUUGGCCUCUUUGCGAUCCCGUUCUUGGUGAUUGUUGGAUGGUGCAUUGGAGAGCCAAUGACUUUGUUCUUUGAUUCGCUACAGACUGUCUCGAUGUUUCUGGCUGUUCUGGUGGUCAACCAUCUCCUCAGGGACGGUCAAUAUGCCUACAUUCACGGUGCGAUGCUUCUAGCUUUGUAA